AUGGUAUUUAUGCGCUCUUUUUCCCGCCAGCUGCGGCGGCCUGCCACCUCGCUCCUGUCUGCGAAGGGAUCAUCCCUGAGGCCGACUGGAAGCCCUUUCCGGGCGCUCCCCGGGGCCAAUUCUGUUGCUGGUGCACGAACGCUAACCGCCUCUGCGAGCUUACAGGGUAAAAUUCUUAUGGUCCUCUAUGACGGCGGUGAACACGCCAAACAGCAGCCUGGUCUGCUGGGAACCACCGAGAACGAGCUCGGUCUGAGGAAGUGGUUGGAAGACCAGGGUCACACGCUGGUCACCACCUCCGACAAGGAGGGCGAGAACUCGACCUUCGAGAAGGAGCUGGUGGACGCCGAAGUCAUCAUCACCACACCAUUCCACCCCGGCUAUCUGACCGCCGAGCGUCUGGCCAAGGCCAAGAACCUGAAGAUCGCCGUCACUGCCGGUGUUGGCUCCGACCAUGUCGACCUGAACGCUGCCAACAAGACCAACGGCGGGAUCACCGUCGCCGAAGUCACUGGCUGCAACGUGGUCUCCGUCGCGGAGCACGUUGUCAUGACCAUCCUGACCUUGGUCCGUAACUUUGUUCCCGCCCAUGAGCAGAUCGCCCGCGGAGAGUGGGACGUCGCCGCCGUGGCCAAGAAUGAGUACGACCUGGAGAACAAGGUUGUCGGAACCGUCGCCGUCGGCCGCAUUGGCGAGCGUGUCUUGCGUCGCCUGAAGCCCUUCGACUGCAAGGAGCUGCUCUACUACGACUACCAGCCCCUGAGCCCCGAGGUCGAGAAGGAGAUUGGCUGCCGCCGCGUCGAGAACCUCGAGGAGAUGCUUGCCCAGUGUGAUGUCGUGACCAUCAACUGCCCCUUGCACGAGAAGACCCGGGGUCUGUUCAACAAGGACCUCAUCUCCAAGAUGAAGAAGGGCUCUUGGCUCAUCAACACUGCCCGUGGUGCCAUUGUCGUCAAGGAGGACGUUGCUGAAGCCGUCAAGUCGGGUCACUUGAGAGGCUACGGCGGUGACGUCUGGUUCCCCCAGCCCGCUCCUCAGGACCACCCGCUCCGCUAUGCCCAGCACCCUUGGGGCGGUGGCAACGCCAUGGUGCCUCACAUGUCCGGUACCUCGAUCGAUGCCCAGAUCCGCUACGCCAACGGUACCAAGGCCAUCCUCGAGAGCUACUUCACCGGUCGUCACGACUACAAGAUCGAGGACCUGAUCGUCCGCGACGGAGACUACGUCACCAAGGCCUACGGUCAGCGCAACAAGGCUUAG
This is a messenger RNA of Aspergillus steynii IBT 23096, 1260 nucleotides long. It is a transcript of the gene fdh, whose product is annotated as formate dehydrogenase (NAD+) FDH1. Gene Ontology annotation, cellular component: cytosol. The record is from RefSeq and is a predicted model, not a curated record. The transcript is spliced from 4 exons. Lineage: Eukaryota; Fungi; Ascomycota; Eurotiomycetes; Eurotiales; Aspergillaceae. Bases 1 to 1260 code for a protein of 419 amino acids. Gene Ontology annotation, molecular function: NAD binding; oxidoreductase activity, acting on the CH-OH group of donors, NAD or NADP as acceptor; formate dehydrogenase (NAD+) activity.